Sitodiplosis mosellana (orange wheat blossom midge) is the source of this 1566-nucleotide messenger RNA. RefSeq names its product MIT domain-containing protein 1. The record is from RefSeq and is a predicted model, not a curated record. Bases 197 to 910 code for a protein of 237 amino acids. Lineage: Eukaryota; Metazoa; Arthropoda; Insecta; Diptera; Cecidomyiidae. The transcript is spliced from 4 exons.
ACAAAUAGCCACAAGUUAUUGCCAAUAUUAUAAACAACUGCUCCGUUGUUGACAGUUUGAAUUAGUUUUAUUGAAUCAUAAUUUUUUCUCUUUCUAUUUCGACAAUGUUUAUUUAAAAUAAUUUAUUUAUAUUAUUAUUUGGCAAGUUGUUAAUGUCGUGCACACAAAGUAGUGUUUGACAGUGUAAAAAAGUAAAAUGAGCGCCGCAGAAUAUCUAAGAAAGGCGGUCGAAUAUGACGUGACAGGCCGAAAAUUGGAAUCGCUCAAGCUGUAUGAAACUGGCAUUUCAGCAUUAUUUGAAACAUACAAAUCUGAAACCGAUGCAGCGAAGAAAAAGUAUUUCCAAAGUAAGAUCAGCGAGUAUAUGAAACGAGCGGAAGAAAUCAAGGUGAAAAUUAAAGAACGACAGAGCCGAGGAGAAAUGAAAGAAAAAAUACAUAUAUUGGCCAAUGGCACAGGUUAUGGUUAUGAGCAAAUUUUUGGGAAAUAUCUCGACGAUGGUGUCAAAGAGAUUGCAUUAGAAGAACCCUACCUUAGAGAGUAUUAUCAAUUAAUCAAUCUGGUACGAUUUUGUGAGCUAGUCGUGUCGAAAUGUCGAUUUUUAUCGUAUAUAAGUGUAACAACGGUGGCCAUUCCGGGAACCAGUCAGCAUCAUGAUCAAAAAACAGCAUUUCAGGCGCUCACCAAUGACUUGAAGAGUAGAAACAUUACAUUGAAAUUCGAUUUUUCGGAACAAUUGCACGAUCGACAAAUUAUUCUAAGCAAUGGAUACGUAAUCAAAAUCGGUCGUGGUCUCCACUACUUCCUUCCCGCUGAUAAAUUUUGCCUCGGCCAAUACAACUACGAUUUUCGCAAAUGCAAAGAAACUAAUGUCGACAUUUUUUACUGUCCUGAGAAUAAGACAACAUGAUCACAUCGAAACCAUACUCCGAGCAUGUAUAUGGAGUUUCAAUACAUUACAUUUGGUACGGGCGUCUAACUCCAUCUACGGAUUUUUCCAGUAGUUGUGAUUCGAGUAUAUGACGAUUUCAACUAUUUUUGGGCGAAAUUAUCUCAAAAAUAUACAAAAAUGAGUUAUUUGAGCGUUCGCAUAGCUCAAACGGCUACCGGAAAUGUAUGCGCAAAUACACGCACUCAAGUGUAUUGUAAAUUUGUUAUCUAGUAACCAUUGCAUGUCUACUGAAUAGUACAUUAACAAUACAGUAGUCGUUUGAGCGUUCGCAUGACAAAUAACUCAUUUUAGCAUACUUUUGAGAUAAUUUCGCCCAAAAAUAGUUAAAACCGCAACUCAAUAGAACACAACUGAUGGAAAAAUCCGUAGAUGGAGUUAGACGUUUCAAAUACGUCAUGUUCUCGUUGUGAUCAAAACAUCGUGCUAGGAUUAAAAAAUUAUACUUUGCAAUGCAAUCAAGUUUUGCUGGUGUAUAAAAAUCAUUUUGAAGCAACCGCCCGUUGAUUCAAUAUUCAAAUCAUACACUUUUUUACUACGAUAUUCGUUAUAGUAUUAAAAUAUUGUUAUUCAAAUUUGUAAGGUAGACAUUUGUCUCAAAUAAAUUUUGUAUAAAG